Messenger RNA from Aedes aegypti (yellow fever mosquito), 1165 nucleotides. RefSeq names its product microfibril-associated glycoprotein 4. The transcript has 4 exons. The coding region runs from base 55 to 969 and encodes 304 amino acids. NCBI's taxonomy places the organism in Eukaryota, Metazoa, Arthropoda, Insecta, Diptera, Culicidae. The record is from RefSeq and is a predicted model, not a curated record.
GCCAAAUUCACAAUGUGUAUCAGUUGAAAAACACAUUCGGAGCUUGUUUGCAAUAUGGAAAAAUUUCUUUUUAUCGGAGUUUACUUAAUUUUGGUGAUAGUGCCGUACAGCGCAGCUCGAGAUAAAGACCCUUGUUCUGGUUUUGGAUAUGAAUUGCUCGCCACACGUUUAGAUGCUCUGGAGAGUAUUACAUUAAAUUCUCAACUCAAGUCAAACGAAAAUGCACAAAACGUGCGCAAAGAUAUUCAAGAGCUAACGUGGAACAUUGAAUCUUUGGGAUGGAAUAACUCGAACGGUAAGGGUUCCUUAAUCAACAGCUAUCUUGGCCCAGAUUUGCCGCGAUCGUGCAGUGAAGUGCGUCCUAAGAAGUCCGGUAUACAACGGUUAGACAUUUCACGCGGUUUGAAAGCGCCAAUUAAGGUGUUUUGUGACCAAGACUUCGAAGAUGGCGGAUGGCUGGUAAUCCAAAAUCGCUUCAACGGUGCAGUCGAUUUUUAUCGACCUUGGGCCGAGUACAAAGAAGGAUUUGGAGCGUUAGAUGGUGAAUUCUGGCUUGGGCUUGAUAAGAUCCAUGAAAUAACUUAUUCUGGUCGUUAUGAACUAGCUAUACAAAUGGAGGGCUUCGAUGGAGAUAAAGCAGUAGCACGAUAUACUGAGUUUGCAAUUGGCAGUGAAGCGGAGUUUUACAGUUUAAUCAAAUUGGGAACGUAUAACGGAACAGCGAACGAUGGUUUGAGUUAUCAUUCUGGACAACAAUUUACAACCUUUGAUCGAGAUAACGAUGAACAUAAAUCGAAUUGUGCAAAUUCGUACAUCGGGGCAUGGUGGUACAAGGCAUGCCAUAUGAGCAACUUAAAUUCAAGACAUGAUCAGAAUGGUCAACCGAAUCGCAUUGCUGUGUGGCGUAAAUGGAAAGGAGAUUCAUAUGCUUUGAAAAAGACUCGGAUGAUGAUAAAACUUAAACCAUAACUUUUUCUCGACACUUUUAACAACAGUUUUAUUAAUGUUUCAAUAUAUUGUUCAAACAGAUUGAAACAUCCCCAAAAUUCAGUGAAAAAAAUGAAGCUGAACAUUUCUUACCAUAUUUUUUAACACUAUAUUCUUUGACAAAACAUUGAGCCAUUAUAUGUCGGUUUCAAAUACAUUCUAAUUAAAAAAUAUAUAU